Molecule: messenger RNA, 1029 nt
Organism: Cataglyphis hispanica
Lineage: Eukaryota; Metazoa; Arthropoda; Insecta; Hymenoptera; Formicidae
Gene: mad2
Product: mitotic spindle assembly checkpoint protein MAD2A
Exons: 3
Coding region: 100-732 (210 amino acids)
Biological process (GO): mitotic spindle assembly checkpoint signaling
Cellular component (GO): nucleoplasm; cytoplasm; kinetochore
Source: RefSeq, a predicted model, not a curated record
AAUCUAAUUCAUUGAAUCCCGAACGUUUUUUUUGAAAUUCGUGGACCGGCAUCUCCUUCGAUCUUUCGACGAGAAAGUGUGAUUUGAUUUUCCGGUAUUAUGACGGAGACACAGCAAAAAGCCAAGUGUAUUACUCUGAAAGGUUCCGCCGAAUUGGUUACACAAUACCUACUGUAUGGAGUCAAUAGUAUACUCUAUCAAAGAGGAAUAUAUCCGCCAGAGACAUUUCAACCCUCAGAACACUUUGGUCUAUUUAUCUUCACGUCUACGGAUGAAAAAAUCACGGCUUUCUUAAAUACUGUUCUUGGACAAAUUCAAGAAUGGCUCAUUCAGCGCAAAGUACACAAGAUCACGCUUGUUAUAACGAAUGUCAAUACAAAGGAGGUGCUGGAAAAGUGGGAUUUUAAAGUCGAUUAUGAAGAUCAGAAAACUAAUAGUAUCAAUAGCAACAUCAAGGCUGAUUUGCCUGAAGAGACAAAGGAUGUAAAAAUUAUUCAGAAGGAAAUACGUGAAGUGAUACGUCAAAUCACAGGCACAGUAAGUUUUCUGCCACUCUUGGAUUGCCUGUGCUCCUUUGACAUACUUACGCACACAGUACCUGACUGCGAUAUCCCUAAUCAAUGGGACGAGACUCAGCCAGUUUUUAUCGCAAAUAGUCAAGAGGUACAACUUAGAUCAUUUUCAACUUCUAUACAUAAAAUGGAAACUAUAGUUAGUUACAAAAAUACAUGAGUCCACUUCUUUAUUUUUUUAUAUGCAACAAUUGUAAAUACAAAUUCCAUUUUAUGUCCUGUAUUAAGCAUUACUUACCAAAGACUGCUUUUAUUAAUUGCUGUUAAAUAUGAUUUGAUUAUUAAUGAUUGAUUCAAAGUAAGAAUCACAUAACAAUACAGUAAUACUUUUCUAUAUUUGUAGUAAUUUAACAUAUCAAUUAUAUUCUCAACAUAUUUUUCACAAAUAUUUUUUAAUCAAACAUUUUUUAAACAUUUAGAAUAUUGAAAGGAAUAACAUUAUAUUUUAAUAAAUAUU